AUGUACCAGCUUUACUUAGAUAACUGCACCGAAGAUAGUCAAGUCCCUGUUGCUUUACGUAAAUAUCGAUCUAUUUUUUGUGAAGAGUUUGAUCUGAGUUUUUUCACGCCCAAAAAGGACCAGUGUCUUAUCUGUGCCAAAUAUGCUAAGGCUGAUCUAGAGCAGAGAAAAAAUCUUGAAAUAAUCUACGAAGAACAUAGAAAAAGAAACGAAAUUUGUCAGGCCGCUAAAAGAAUAGAUAAAGACAAAGCAAAUAAAGACAAAGCAAAUAAAGACAAGACAUUUAUGUCCGUAACAUUGGAUUUACAAGCAAUUUUAUAA
This is a messenger RNA of Diabrotica balteata, 321 nucleotides long. NCBI's taxonomy places the organism in Eukaryota, Metazoa, Arthropoda, Insecta, Coleoptera, Chrysomelidae. The record is from the annotation of a GenBank genome assembly.